Bactrocera oleae (olive fruit fly) is the source of this 1636-nucleotide messenger RNA. RefSeq names its product Osiris 21 (gene Osi21). Gene Ontology annotation, cellular component: membrane. The record is from RefSeq and is a predicted model, not a curated record. NCBI's taxonomy places the organism in Eukaryota, Metazoa, Arthropoda, Insecta, Diptera, Tephritidae.
CAACAAAUUUAUUAUCCGUCGAUCUUUCAAUUUCUAUUUAUUUGCGUAAAUUAUUUUACAACUUUUUUUGCGUUUAUUUUUUAUGGAAUCGUAUUGAAGAAAACAAAAUGUGUUUGUUUGCACCGUUGGAUAACAGAAACAUGUCAGCGAAUUUGAAAAAGCACUCGCAACAAAACAUGAAAUGAAUACAUCAAAGCAGCUAUCAGCUACUGAAACUGAAGAACUUCGUGGUGGUUACUUAUGGCAAUUAAAAGCGCCAAUGAAUAGUGUGAUGAGGGCGAUCUUAAAACAUGUUCACUUGCAAUGUUGGCGCUGAUUUCGAACACUACCAAAUGGCAUGAUGGCACGCCAACUCUUUACGAGCGAGUGCCUCGAAUGCUGCUAAACGGCGGCGAGACGUCAAAACGCAAUUUAUAAAAGCUAGCAGCGUGCAGCAAGUUAACGGCAGUUGCAUUUAGAAUUUGACGUUGCGCUGAAAUUGAGCGGAGCUGAGUUAUACUGCAGCAGCUGAGCUAGACUGUAAGCUAACAACGUGGAUUGGUGAAACGGAUUGGCAGGUGAACGAAAGGAUACUCGUGGCAACACUUCACACCGCUGCUUAAAAGAAUUAUACAGGCAGCAUGCGGCUCAGCAACACAAUCGAGUGGCUGCUCAUAGCGAUUGCGAUCAGUUUAAUACUGGAUACAGCCACAGCACGACAUCACCAUCACCCGCUGACGCAACAGCGCCGCAACCACAAUCAGCCACAGCAAACGCAAAUCAAACAUACACAAUUUGCGCAGCGUCAAGGUCGUGCCGCUACCGCCAACAGUUGGUUUGGGCCGGAAUUUAUGAUAGCGCGACGCGUUUAUGAAGAUUGUCAGGAGAAGAAUGAUUUCAUCGGUUGUCUCAAACAAAAGGCACUGACUGCGCUUUCGCGUGCGCUCGAACAGGAUUCCAUCAAAAUUGUUGACGGUCUUGUUUUGGAGAAGCAGAAUAGCACUGAGAAAGAAAGUAUUCUCAGUUCGAUAGCUGACGGACGUGCGCUCAGCUCACUAAGUUCCAUCGAUCGUGCAUUGCUUGCCAAAAUUGACAAGUUGAUGCGUACGCAUGCGUUAAAAAUGGAUAUGAGUCAAGGACGUGGGCAUGGCGAUGACGACGAUAAUGGUGGCCAUAGCCAGAAGAAUAAGAAUAAGGACGGUGGUCAUAUGAAAUAUGUAAUUGCGGCAUUACUCACCGCCAUGGGCAUUGCCGGACCCAUUGGUUUGAAGGCGUUGGCAGCGAUCGCAACAAAAGCUUUGGUCAUUAGCAAAGUGGCGCUGACAAUUGCCGGUAUUAUUGCGCUAAAGAAAUUAUUCUCACACGAUCAUCAAGAAGAGUCGAGCUUUCAGGUACAUGCCGGCGAUCAUAAUCGACGUAGCACGUACUUGAUACGUCCGGUGAACAAACCGCAUCAGCCGACAGCAUCUGGCGGUGUUAGUCAAUAUUCAGAUCCAUAUCGUUACUACUAUGAAUAUCAUUAAUUGUUACAUAUAUAUAUAUUUUAUUUAUAUAAUCAACUGUUUAUAUAAUCAGAUGUUAAAUAUAAGUUUUCAUUCGAAAAAAAUACAAGCAGCUAAAACACCAAAUAAAUACUUCUCAUAGGUGCAUUUCUUAU